CGGUUUAGUAGAGGAGGCGUCGAGCAGCAAGGGGAACGUGGGGAAAGCAAAGCUAGGCAAGGAAGGGCUGCGACAAGAACAAGAGUUGAAGCAGGAGGAGGCAAGCGUACAAGUCUCCUUGCAGGAGCUCGAUCAUCUCCUUGCUCUCUGCACGCUCCGAAGAUGGUGAAGGAGAAACCAUUCCCAACUCAUGUCAGGGGUCACCCGGUGGUUCCUGAGAAUGUCUUGCGCAAGAGGAAGACCUUGUCAGAGCUCAAGGAGAAACAUGAAGAGCAGCUUGCUGCUCAACGAGCGAAGAGGACAACUGGUCCCACCGGUGUCAUGUUCAAAAAAGCAUCAUAUUUCAUAAAAGAAUAUCGUCAGAAGCAGAAAAACAUGCGGAGAAUGAACAAACAGAAAAGAAUAGAAGCCCCAGAAGGAGAAGACUCGAAGCUGCUACUCGUGAUGAGGCACAAGGGCUCAAAGGGGUUGGACGAUGAGACUAAGAAAAUCUUGAACUUUCUUCACCUCCGAGAGGUCAACUGCGCGAGUCUGAUCCAGGCGAACUCCAAGAACCUCAAGAUGAUAAACCUCGUUGCUCCCUACAUCAAGUACGGGGUGCCGACGUUGCAGACCCUGCGCGAUCUCAUCCAGAAGAGAGGAUACACCAAGAUCGAGGACAAGAAGAUACCAUUAACAGACAACCAGGUGAUUGAGGACAUGCUCGGAAACAAGGGGAUCGUCUGUUUGGAGGAUCUCAUCAACGAGAUCCACAACGUUGGGCCGAACUUCCUGGCUGCCGUCAAGAUGCUGCAACCGUUCAAGUUGAAGGCUCCUCGGACUGAUGUGAAGACCAACUUCCGCGAGAGAAAGAUGGAGGACAUCAACGACACCAUCGCGAGGAUGAACUGAGCUGGCAGUCCCCUGGACCGGCAGCUCAAGUUGUGCAGUGCUCUUGAUCCUUGUAGAAGCUCGGCGUCGGCUGAGAGCUGUUAUUUUAUUUUCCAUUCACCAUUAAAGUCGAUCGAGCAC
This is a messenger RNA of Guillardia theta CCMP2712, 1011 nucleotides long. RefSeq lists its product as hypothetical. The transcript has 6 exons. Gene Ontology annotation, biological process: maturation of LSU-rRNA from tricistronic rRNA transcript (SSU-rRNA, 5.8S rRNA, LSU-rRNA). Gene Ontology annotation, molecular function: structural constituent of ribosome; RNA binding. The coding region runs from base 163 to 891 and encodes 242 amino acids. The record is from RefSeq and is a predicted model, not a curated record. Lineage: Eukaryota; Cryptophyceae; Pyrenomonadales; Geminigeraceae. Gene Ontology annotation, cellular component: cytosolic large ribosomal subunit.